CCCCAAUAGCCGGAUCCACUGAUUAAAGCAAGGGCCUGCACCUAAAUUAGGGAACUCCAUACCCUAGGUCCACCGAAAACGACCUAAAGCUUCCCAGUUCUUAGCUAGACCCGCACCGCAACACCCGAUAACAGUUACAGACGUUGUUUCCAAGGAAGGAACACGCCGGAAACCUUGGAAGAAUGUACAUUUGAAAAUUGUCGGAAUUAUCAUCCAUGGAUGUCAUCAGCCUCAACUCCAACUUCGUAAAUUUCACAUUCUAAGACAUACUAACGACGAGAUACCACCUCUUCCUUCACCAACAUCUUCUGUUGUCCUAUCGUCUAACACCCCACAAACAACCAUCCAUCCCCUCCAUCCUUCGGUCUCCAUUAGCUUCGCCACACUUUUCUUCGAUCUGAUUUUAUCUGACCAUUCAAUUCCGUUCGUUCAUCUGACGAUCCUCCCCAACGAGAGAAAUAAAUAAAAAAAGAACCGAACAAAAACCAUACCAAGUAUCGCCGUAACGGACGGACCCGUAGUCCGCAUUCGCGACCGAAAAUGGUCAGCCCCGUCGGAACGUUCUUCAUAGUCGUGCUCGUCAUUGCGGUCGUCGGCCUGAUCGGCUGGGUCGUCUUCACCCAGUUCCGCGCAAGGCGAUUAGGCCUCCCCGCCCCACCCAUCUCCUCGUACAACCCCUUCGCGCGCUCAGAACCCACCUCGUACGUAGGUCCCCAACCCGCACCCAGCGGCAUCCGCGGCUGGAUCAGCGACAAAUGGCGCGCGCUACGCAGUCGAGGUAGCGGAGGCGGAGGCGGCAGCCGCUCCGCGACGGGGGCGGGCUACGAGCGCGCUUCCCGCCGCGGCUACGCACUCGACCCGGACGAGGCGUGGGACACGCGUGUCGGCCACGAGGCCGAUGCUUAUUACGGGUACGGCGCGUACGAAGAGCAGGAGCUGGGGUUGCGCGGACAGGCGCAACAAGCACAUCCCUCGCAGCAACAACAGCAACAUCAACAGCAGCAGCAACAGCCGCAGAACCCGUUCCAGUCGCACGGCGAUAUAGGUUCCGGGAGCUCGUAUAACGGCGCGGGAUACAGCAACGUGGCGCUCGGCGCGGACGAGAACCGCGGACGCACGCUUAGCCGUAGCCCCGGUGUUGGGCUCGGUGUUGAGAGUGCGCGUAACCCGUUCGAUGACGAUGCGGCGGAGCCGAGUAAUAUCAGUUUGCGCGGGGUUAGUCCUAGGCCUAUUGAUACGGCGGCCGCGAACGCGGGGAAGGUGAAGGGCGGUGUCGCGCAUCAUCAUGAUAGCCCGACUUCGGAGCGGAGAUCGAUUUUUAGGGAGGAUGUUUAGGGUGAGGGCGCUGGUGAGGGUGAGAGAGGGUACGAUAGGAGUGGUGGUGAUGGCGUUUGCGCUCGCGCUUGUGGGUUUGCUUGGGUUUGGAGCCGGGUGGAUUCUGAGAUGCGAUGCCUGCUUGGGCGUGGAGGUUGGCGUGGAGGUUGGCGUAGAAGUUCAAGGGGAACAGUCGAGAUAAUGCCUACACCUCUCAUAUCCUCACUCUACCUCUACUACACCCACCUUCCUUUCACCAAGGGAGGCGAGGGUCUUAAUUUUCUUCUUCUUCCCCGAGACGGGCGACGGAUAGGAAAAGGACUGGAAUUCUGCGGGAAGACAUAUUGAUCUAAUUUCUUCGGAGAGGAGUUUGCGGAGUUCUCUCUUCUUGUUUUUUUUUUUUUU
Messenger RNA from Annulohypoxylon maeteangense, 1719 nucleotides. RefSeq lists its product as uncharacterized. The transcript has 2 exons. The record is from RefSeq and is a predicted model, not a curated record. NCBI's taxonomy places the organism in Eukaryota, Fungi, Ascomycota, Sordariomycetes, Xylariales, Hypoxylaceae. Bases 541 to 1335 code for a protein of 264 amino acids.